Messenger RNA from Acipenser ruthenus (sterlet), 2537 nucleotides. Its product is annotated as NADPH oxidase 4-like. The record is from RefSeq and is a predicted model, not a curated record. Gene Ontology annotation, biological process: defense response; superoxide anion generation. Lineage: Eukaryota; Metazoa; Chordata; Actinopteri; Acipenseriformes; Acipenseridae. The transcript is spliced from 20 exons. Gene Ontology annotation, cellular component: NADPH oxidase complex; plasma membrane. Gene Ontology annotation, molecular function: superoxide-generating NAD(P)H oxidase activity. Bases 481 to 2367 code for a protein of 628 amino acids.
GCAGCUUAAUCACAUACCGAAAUCUAGCAAAAGUAGCAGGAGAGUUGACCAAGCCGAAGGUUAUAUGGUGGGUAAUAUGAUUUCAGUGUUUUUGUUUUAGCAGAGUGGGAUAGUCAUUUCCGGGUGUCGCCAGUCGCUGGUCCCACGAUUUGGUUACAUUCCUGGGAACACGUCUCUCCCGCAACAGAACGUUUUGGAGGAUUACUUUUUGGACAACGGGGCGAGUUCACGAAGAACUUGUGCAGACAGAGAAACAGCGGUGUAACUUAGAAAACAAAAAUGCUGAUCCAAUGUUAACGUGACCGAACACAAUUUAUGCAAGAAAACAGAAUGGAGAUCAAAGGAAUGUUAUAAAGUCAGGGGUAGCGCCAUUGUGUUUAGAAGAGGAAGGCAUUUGAUUUAGCGGUGAGGGAAAGGGAAUCUCUAAUUUAAGUAAAUUACCAAACUGGCAAACAGAGCACUGCAACCAAAAUUAAACCCAUGAGGCUUAAUAUGGCAUGGAAAAGUUGGAUAUCUAACGAGUGUGGAAAACAUCUACUUCUGCUCUUGUGGUUGGCUGUCAACGUGUGGCUGUUUUGGAAAACGUUCAUACUGUACUACAGUGGUCCACAAUAUUAUUAUCUGCACAGAAUGCUGGGGCUAGGAUUGUGUAUUAGCAGGGCCUCGGCAUCUGUCCUAAACCUCAAUUGCAGUCUUGUGCUGCUGCCCGUGUGCCGAACUCUCCUGGCUUUCCUACGAGGAUCACAGAAGGUAGCUAGCAGAAAAGCCAGAAGGUUGUUGGAUAAAAGCAAAACAUUCCAUGCAGCAUGUGGUGUGACUGUAUGUAUCUUUUCAGAUCCAACUGCAGCUGUUUCAGCAGGAGUGUCUCAGAUGCUCGUCCUGGAGAAGGAGUCGGCUCCACGCCGAGUGGUCCAUGUUGCAGCCCACAUGGUGAACAUUCUGAAUUUCUCUGCGCGGUACAGUGAAGAUUUCCCUUCACUUAAUGUUGCUCACUACAAGGGGGAGGACCCUAGGUUAAUUAUCUUUACCACUGUUCCAGGAGUAACUGGUAUCCUCAUGGUGUUGAUUCUUUUCUUGAUGUUUACGGCUUCAUCAUACUCCAUAAGAGUCUCUAACUAUGACAUUUUCUGGUACACCCAUAACCUCUUCAUUGUCUUCUACAUUCUGCUGUUGCUUCAUGUGGCUGGGGGUGCACUAAAAUAUCAGAGCAACGUUGAAGCCCACCGUCCUGGAUGCUUCAGUCCUAAUAAAACUCUCCAGGUGCGGCGACUGAAACCAGAGCCCCUUCCUGAAUCUCACCUGGAACGUUCUCAUGAGGACUUCCUCAAACCACAGCCUCAUGUUGAAGACAACUUUGGCAAUGUCUGCAAAGAGGAGCCACAUUUCAAAUCGCAUUUCCCUGAGACUUGGCUGUGGGUGUCUGGCCCUCUUUGCCUUUACUGUGCAGAAAGACUUUACAGGUACUUUCGAAAUAGUCGACCGGUCACCAUUGUGUCUGUGACUAGCCUCCCGUGUGAUGUCAUCGAGGUGCGCAUGGUGAAGAAAGACUUCAAGGCCCGUCCCGGCCAGUACAUCGUUUUACAGUGUCCAAGUAUAUCGACCUUUGAGAGUCAUCCAUUCACUCUUACAGUGGAAUAUCUGAUUCAACUAUCCACUGGUUUGGAAAUCUUAGCCGUUUGCUUCAUCCGAAAAAGAAAUAUCCAGUGUCCGACUGAAAAGAGAACAACCUUUGGGGUCCAUCUUCGAGUGCUUGGAGACUGGACGAAACAAUUUAAGGAGCUGUUGCUUUCAAAAUCGACCCCAGACUCUGAGAUCCUACCUAUUGUCCAGCAAAGAAGAUAUCCCACGCUGUAUAUAGAUGGGCCGUUUGGGAGUCCAUCUGAAGAAGUCUUUAACUAUGAAGUCAGCCUGUGUGUCGCUGGAGGUAUAGGAGUCACCCCAUUUGCUUCUGUACUUCACACACUACUAGAUGAAUGGAGGCAUUUUAAACUCAGGAGGCUCUAUUUGAUCUGGGUCUGCAGGGAAAUCCAGUCCUUCUACUGGUUUGCAGAUCUGCUAUGUGCUCUGCAUCAGAAGCUUUGGCAGGAGAAUCGUCCAGACUACUUAAACAUCAAGCUGUACCUCAGUCGUACAGAUGGGAUACAGAAUCUCAUUGGUGACAGGUAUCGGGCACUGAACUCGAGGCUUAUCAUAGGAAGACCUCGAUGGAAACUUCUUUUUGAAGAAAUCUCAAAGUGCAAUAGACAGAAAAAUGUUGGUGUAUUUUGCUGUGGGCCAAAAAAAAUCUCCAAGACCUUACACAAACUCAGUAACAGCACCAGCUCCUCUGGGACAACAUUUGAAUACAACAAAGAGUCAUUCAGCUGAACAUGCCUUAACACUAGAAGGACCGGAGAUAUACUCAUACCUGGAAGCCCCGCAGCAGACUUCUGACGGCUGUAUUCAAAACACUGUAAAUAGUAUAACGAAAGGAGAAACAGUCGGAUGUAAUUAGGUUUUUUUAUUGAGUACAUUACAUAAACAUCUGAACAACCGAA